GGCCUAACUUGGUUUCUUGAGAAGAACGGACCGGGCCAAACUCUGAAGCCAUUUUGUCUGCUCCUCCCCUUUCCUCUCCUGACUUUGCCGAGUUCUGUAAGGGUGGAGAAAGAAUGCUCGAGGGAACUAGAAGAAAGGGGGGGUGGCAGUUUUAAGAAAAUGUCAGCCUCUGAUUGGGCAGUAGGAGAGACAGGGCGUGGCUAGUUGUAUCUUCCCCUCCCCGCCGUUUUGACAGUCUGUUCUGAGCAGUGAAGGAGGCCGGAAGUGCCUGCGUUGAUUUUCUUCCUCUCCCCCCCACAGUUCUUUACUGAAAUAAGGAGAUGGCCGUGAUGGAACUUGCUUGCCAAGACACUACUGUCCCUACCCUGGGACACUCAAAGGAGCUUCCUACAGACAAAGGGACACAGGAGGUAGUCUCUGAGAAAAAAAGCAGUGUUUGCAAAGUAGAGGAUCCAGACAAAAAUGUGUUCCAGGGACCGUGGAAGAUUCUGAGUGAUGUGAUUGCUAAAGGAACUGCCAAGGAAGACAGAGGAGAAGGGAGCUUAGCCUCAAUCUCCAUCAUUGCCCAGGCAGAAUGUGAGAUUAGCCAGGAGUUCAGCCCCACCUAUUCUGAGAGGUCUUUUCUUGCUGACACCAAGCGAUACAGCCGGUCUUGUAGCCUUGAUCAAAUCCCCAACAAUGUGGCUCAUGCAACCGAGGGGAAAAUGGCCCCAGCCUGCAGGAAAGCCAUGCACCGUGGCAAAUCCCGGAAAAAACGGCGAAAGAAAAGAUCCCACCUUGUGACACCAAAGGAAUUGGUCUCCUCACCCCAGAAGCCAAGAACACCAGAGCAGGAGAGUUGUAUGCCAGUCCCGGUGCAGGAGGAUGACUCCUACUUGGGCCCCCUCUUCAGUAGUGCUUCAUGGCAUUCUGAGUCAUGCAAGGAUUUGGGCUGUGAUCUCAAUUCCUUAGAGAAACCCAGGCAAGUCCUACCUGCCAGCAAGUUGCAUUUGUUGAAGAGUCAAGGCAAGCUAGAAUUACACAAGCUGAUCAGCCCUGCUCAGUGCCUGAGCCAUGUCUGGAAGUCUCACACGCAAGGCAACUUUGUCCGUCAGUCAGAGACCCCACACCCCUUCCCUUUUGGCAAGUUUCCUUCUUAUUUCUGCGACUACGAUGACCUGCUUCCUGCCUUGAAACACAGCCCACAGAGGACAUAUCUCUUUGAUGACCUUUCAUGUGUGGAUAGCAAGUGCCACCUUUCAGGCUUGACCCUGGAGCACAGUUUCUCUAAAUGUCAUCAUCAACCUGCAGAAACCAUCUCAGACAAGCUUUCUAUGGAGGAAUUUCUGGUGGAUGCCUUGAAGGGAAGUGUAAUCCUCGGAGAACCAAGAAACCUAGUUUGUUUGGCCAAGACUUGGAAAGGAGGUGGAUCGAGUUCAAAGGUGAUGGAUGAAAAUGAAGGUGUGCUCUUUACAGAGAAACUCAAAGCCAUGGAUUAUGAAUAUCGUGAAGACAUUCACUGGACCAAAUGUCAAGGCUUGCUUGGCACAGGAUCAUUUGGUGAAGUGUACAAAAUGGAGGACAAGCAGACGGGCUUUCAGUGUGCAGCCAAAAAGGUGCAAGUUGAACACUUCCGUGCAGAGGAGUUGACGACAUGCACUGAAGUGACACAUGCCAAAGUCCUCGCCUUAUAUGGAGCAGUGAAGGAAGGCCUGUGGGUUACUAUUUUCAUGAAGCUAAUGGAAGGUGGGUCACUUGGCCAGCUGCUUAAGCAACGUGGUUACUUGCCAGAAGACCGAGCUCUUGACUAUCUGGGCCAAGCACUGGAGGGCCUGGAGUACCUUCAUGCUCACAACAUUCUCCACGGAGAUGUAAAAGCUGACAACAUCCUCUUGUCUGGUGACAGAAGCCAUGCUGUCCUCUGUGACUUUGGUCAUGCAGCUCACCUUCACCCAGACGGCAUGGGAAACUAUUUGAUGACAGGGGAUUAUGUUCCUGGUACAGAGACCCACCUGGCUCCUGAAGUGGUGAUGGGAAAGCGCUGUGACUCCAAGGCAGACGUCUGGAGCAGCUGCUGUAUGAUGCUGCAUCUGUUGAAUGGAUGUCACCCUUGGACCCAGUACUACAAUCACCCUCUGUGCCUCAAGAUAGCCAAAGAGCCACCUCCACUGAGAGAAAUCCCACCCUCCUGUCACCCAUUCACUGCCAAUCUCAUUAAGGCAGGCCUUGAGAAGGAGCCGGCAAAGCGGGCCUCUGCAGCAGAACUGAGGAUGAAAGCCUGCACAGCACUUGAAAAGGUGGGAGGCCUGAAGAGUCCCUGGAGAGGAGAAUACAGAGAACCCCGAAGCCUCCAGUUGGCACAAGAAACUAGUCUCCCAGAACCACCAUUGUCAAUAUUUGAGCCUCCUGGUAGCUUGUCGCUGUUGACCAGAAGCCGCACCCCACCCCUUCCCUGCCAGGGUCCGACGGAGAGGGUCCAGUUCAUCCAUCCAAGCACAUGCAAGGAAUUAAUGCGGCUGUGUGACGCUCUGCAGCCAUCCUCCUUGGCUCCCCUCAGCACCAAGAGGGGCAGCUUGACAGACUGGGGAACCACCUCCUUUGAACAUGAGCUUCAGCAACUGGAGUUUGAGCUGAUUCUGAACAGCCUCUCUCAGCCCUUCUCUCUGGAGCAGCAGGAGCAAAUGCUCUCAUGUCUCAGCCUGGACAGUGCCCUCCCCUCAGACACCAGUGAGAAGGGCUCACUGAAAAUGUCUCACAGCCUAAAGGACACUAUGAGUUCUGGAGUGCAUUCAUGGAACAGCCAAACAGAUGGGCAGAGCAACAGCUGGAACAGCUGGCUACAUCGCAGUAGACAUACAGCUAUGCCUACCUACUUUGAUGGAGUGAAAAUUGAGAUCCGCUUGCUUAGCGGGGAGAGUCUCCACAUCCGAGAAUUCCACGGGGCCAAGGUGGGAGAUGUUGCAAUUGGAAUCAGUGGCCAGAUACCAGCCUCUGCUUUCAGUUUUUUCACCAAGGAAGGCCAACCUGUUCGCUGUGACAUGGAGGUCCCUGAUUCGGGCAUUGAGCUUCAAUGCACUCUUGCCCCUGACUGCAGCUGUAGCUGGAGCUGGAGAGUCAAACACGGUCAGCUAGAGAAGAGGCCAUAAGGGAUGCUGUCUCUCCCUGCCUGUGCUGCUGUGAUAUUUCCCUUUAGAGUCACUUCUGAACUAGGGUUAUAGGUUCAGUUUCUCUCUGCUUUGUCACUCCAUCCAGUCCUCGUCCAUAUAAUCCAGCCAGGUUUGUGGUUAGGCGUCUGUACUCCAGAGAGCAGAAAUGAAAUGAUUGUGUCUGCACUUAGGAAACUGACCCAGAAAACUAGGGAGAACAUGAGUUGCUGUGUUCCAUGCAGAUGGCCAGUUUCUUAACUCCACCAACUUUUUUUUACUAUUCCCAAGGAAACUUGGAAGAUUGGAUUUGUGGAUAUACAGUGGGGCUACAUAAGCUGGAAACCUGCCAAAAACCAGCGGUGGUGUAGUGCAGUGACCAGAGUGUUGGGCUUAGAUAUGGGAAACCUCUUCAGCCAAGUCACUCUUUCUUGGCUUAAUCUGCUCCCACAGGCUUGUUGUGAGGCUAAAACGUUGCCUUGAUCAACUUGCAGGAAUGAGCAGCAUCCACGUGUAAUAUAUGCAAUACGUAUCUGACUUGCCCGGGGACUUCCUCAGCAAAACCGGUAGCAUUUUGCACUGGGGAACCUCAAAAUCUGUGCUAGAAGCUGUGUCCAAAUGAGUUGCAUCAUACAUAUUAAAAUUUCAGUUGUAUAGCAUUCUUCUAGGUAUGCAACUGACAGCCAGAUUUUUUUAAAAAAAUAGCAGGCCUAUAGAACUUUUGCAAGCCAGUGUGGUGUAGUGGGUAGAGUGUUUGACUAUGACAUGGGAGACCAGGGUUCAAAUCCCCACACAGCCAUGAAUCUCACUGGGUGACCUUGGGCUAGUCACUGCCUCUUAGCCUCAGAGGAAGGCAAUGGUCAACCCCCUCUGAAUACCGCUUACCAUGAAAACCCUAUUCACAGGGUUGCCAUAAGUCAGGAUCGACUUGAAGGCAGUCCAUAGAACUUUCAUCCCACCAUCCUGAAAUGCAUACCACCCAGUGCCUAUGGCAGCCCAGUAGGGCUUUGAUAUGGCAUUACUUCUUGCUGUCUGCCUUGGAUAGCAAAAAAAGGGUUGUCUAAGAACCUUGCAGGCCACAAUAUGCCUGAGCUCUGUUACAGUAGGCCUGGUCUAGUGGGCCAAAUUUUGGUGAGCUUUAAAUUACAGUAUAAAAAGAUUUCCUUUGGAAGUCCAGAGAUGAAAUUUCUCUUAAAUACCCAAUUCCCCUUGAAACAAACCCGUUUUUUUUGGGGGGGGGGUUUCCACACUUGAUGAGAGAAGUGUCAAAACCUAACCAGUCUUGCAUUCCAGCUCAUGAUGCAAUACAUGAUGAGAUGGGAAAUCAGGCCAGAGUCUCCCAUUUGCUUAUAUAAUCCAGGCCUGUACUGUUUGCAACCCACCAAACCCAACACAACAUGGCAGGCAUACAUUGUGGCCUUAUAGUUGCUUUAUAGGCUUUUGAAGUCUCAGACAGGCAACACAAAAAUAGGAAGCUUGUUCAGCUUGGGGAUCAAGUGGAGCUUAUUAGGUUUUUGAGUUUGGUUCCAUGUAGUCGUUUCUUUUUGCCCCAAGUAGAGACAACUGCCGGUAUCAACACCAACAGUGCUAUGCAUGUUUACUCAGAAAUAGCCUCGCUGCAAUCAGUAGGACUUUACCCCAAAAUAAAUAUGCAUAGGAUUGCAGCCUUAGGAACUCAACUUUUAUACCUGGAGAGUGUUAAGUAAAAUCUCAACUUGGAAUAAAUUAGUAAAAUCAAUACAGUAUGUAUGUUUUCUAAAAAUAUUAUGCAUGUACUUAAUUGGCAUGAUUGAUUUUGUAGAAUUUGAAAUAGCUUUAUUUUGUGCAAAUUGGGGUAAGUGAAUGAAAGUGACUAGAUGAGGCUCUGUAGUAGAAGUCAUCGUAAUCUUUCAUGGUUGGCUACAAGGAUGUCCUACUGACAAAGCCUCACCUGCAGUAUACUAAGCUAAGAAUCUGAAUCAAUUUCUUGCUGAGCUCACUGGCUUGAAAUAAUUGAUUUAGCGUACAAAAUCAAGGCUGGAUAAUCUUAACCCCAGCCGUGACUAUGCAACAAUUGGGAGCCAUCACAGAAUUGAUGUGACCAUGUUCAGAUGCUAGAAAAAUGUCCUUUCAUCCAGAAUUAGGGUAUUCCAUCCCAUUACAGUUUCUCAAAGAACCUGCACCUCUUGAAGGUCAUCUUUCUUCCAAACACCCCCAGUAUACUUUUGCCAAGGAGAAUAGAACAUAUUUUACAGUGAGCCACUCUGGAGGCGAACAUCUUCUCAAUUCAGCUUUUGCCAUAGUGUGACUGACAGCUGGCACAAAGGCACAAAUUAUUGGUCAAAACCAUGGUAGAAUUGGCCAAAUGCCAAACCUAAUUUUACCUUAAAUCUUUACAGGGAAACAAACUACUGGUACCAGAAUUGUCUGGAGUGCAUUUCCUUAGGAGGGAAGAGGCUUUCAAAGGAGAGGGAAUUUCCCAUAUAGAAAAGAAAACGGGAAAGGGAGGCCUACAUUCCUAGUUAUUUUAGUAAUGUGUUUGUGCCAGUGUCCUCCUCUGCAGCAUUUGCCCCUUGAACUCCAAGUCUUGUUUAGUUCUUGCACACAUCAGCUGGAAGAGAGGAACGGUGGAAAAAACACAAGCCAGUGUUGGACUGGGCAUCUUCAUUGGUCCAUUGGAAAGCUGGGGUUUUCAAAAGCAUAUGAUCUUGUUACCAUUUUAGAUGGGAAUUCAUGUGCAUCCAUUGGUCUCCACAAACCUUGUGCCUUUACACACACUGAUCCUCCAGCUGCUGCAGAAUAUCCUAGUAAGGUGUUCUAGAGCAGGGAUGGGGAAACCUAUGGCCCUCCAGAUGUUUUGGAGUCCAUCAUCCCUCACAUUGGCUGUGCUCCCUGUGGCUGAUGGAAGCUGGAGUCUAGCAACAUGCGGACGCUUAUAGGAGACCAUAGAGUACUAUGGAAACACCAAUUCUUUGGCUUGCUUUCAUUCAUUGACUUCAUAUGCACUCUUUCUACUACUCUGCAUUUUUGUUUUAAGGAUAAUUUUUGAGUAUGUGUGUGUGAGAGAGUGCAGUGUAGUUGGCCAGAUCUGCUAUUGUGUGGCAUGGGGAGAGCUGAGGUGUGGGGCUAAAAGUUACAUAGCAGGAACAUUCUGUACUUUGCUUUCAAAAGUUUUAACUGCUAUCCCAGGUUAUGGUCUGAAGGCACAUGAGGCCAGCUCCCUGCUGAAGUUAAGCAGGGUCAGGUCUGGUCAGUGCCUGGUUGGGAGACCGCCUGAGAACCACAUGUAAGCCACCUUGGGUUUCUAUCAUGAAAAGGCAGGGUAUAAAUGUAAUAAUAAUAUCUGAACAACUGGCUUUUGCUCUGUAACUAUGAGAACAAGAUUGCAUUCUUCAUCUGCCAUUGGUUUUGAAAAGACUGGUUGGAGGGGGGGUCAGUUUGAGGAAAAAAGCCAACAGGUUGUGCGCUAGCAAGCCAUAUUCCAUGUACUAGGAUAUGGUUGGAGCCAGGCUCUUCUAGACUUUCUGGUACUUAAAGGGCUCUGUUCCAGGGAAUAUUAGUCCCACUUGCAGAUUAUUGAAAUCAAUGGGAUAAAAUAGUUACUGGGAUGUACACAUGGCCACCUGCCUUUGGAUUAGAGUUGCUAUUGCCAAUUACCAAAUUGAUGCAAUAAUCACAGCUGCCUAAAUCUGUUACCGUUUGCCUUUAAGUGAUGUUCCAGAACAUCUUGAUGUUUAAUAUAUGCAUUGCUAUCAAGAAAAUGAAGCAAAAUUACAAUGCUUUUUUGAUUCUU
Rhineura floridana is the source of this 6894-nucleotide messenger RNA. RefSeq names its product mitogen-activated protein kinase kinase kinase 14 (gene MAP3K14). NCBI's taxonomy places the organism in Eukaryota, Metazoa, Chordata, Lepidosauria, Squamata, Rhineuridae. Gene Ontology annotation, biological process: positive regulation of canonical NF-kappaB signal transduction; protein phosphorylation. Bases 321 to 3125 code for a protein of 934 amino acids. Gene Ontology annotation, molecular function: protein kinase activity; ATP binding. The record is from RefSeq and is a predicted model, not a curated record. The transcript is spliced from 16 exons.